AUGCCUGCCGAACGCCAACCCGCCCAGAAGCGCAGAGUCCUCCCAUUCAAACCCCCACGUCAACGGGAUUCCGCCAGCGCUGGACCAUCAUCGGCAGCAGCACCAGCAGCACCAGCAGCGUCCAAAGCCAACGGAAAGGGCAAAAAGGCCACCAACAGCACAGAAACCUCAUCCUCAAAAACAACAACCCGAAAACCAAAAACCGCUCGAAAGUCGGCCCCCCAGAAACCUCGCGCCAACUCCCCUCCGUCAGGGUCGGAGCACGGAUCUGAAUCAGAAGGGUCGGGGUCGGGCAGUCGUGAACGUUCUCGAUCUCGAUCGUUCUCUGGGGAACCGGAUUAUAUACUCGCAGAGAUUACACAUAACAAUCAAUCGGAGGAUGUGACGUCAAGCGAACCUGCGAUCCCACCGAAGCUGCUCACCAAGUUGCUGCAUCAUAAUUUCCAGAACGAGAAGACCAAGGUUGCGAAAGAUGCGAAUGGGGUCGUGGCGAAAUAUAUCGAUGUUUUUGUGAGAGAGGCGCUGGCGAGAGCUGCAUAUGAGAAGGCUGAAGGUGGGGGUGGUGCUGAUGCUAUUGGGGAUGGGUUUCUGGAGGUCGAGGAUCUUGAGAAGAUGGCUCCGCAGCUUGUUUUGGAUUUCUAG
This is a messenger RNA of Aspergillus wentii DTO 134E9, 642 nucleotides long. Its product is annotated as CENP-X/MHF2 family protein. Bases 1 to 642 code for a protein of 213 amino acids. The transcript has 2 exons. Lineage: Eukaryota; Fungi; Ascomycota; Eurotiomycetes; Eurotiales; Aspergillaceae. Gene Ontology annotation, molecular function: protein heterodimerization activity. Gene Ontology annotation, biological process: replication fork processing; resolution of meiotic recombination intermediates; DNA repair. Gene Ontology annotation, cellular component: FANCM-MHF complex; Fanconi anaemia nuclear complex. The record is from RefSeq and is a predicted model, not a curated record.